Molecule: messenger RNA, 1221 nt
Organism: Trichoderma atroviride IMI 206040
Lineage: Eukaryota; Fungi; Ascomycota; Sordariomycetes; Hypocreales; Hypocreaceae
Source: RefSeq, a predicted model, not a curated record
AUGGGCGCCGAACCCAUCAAAUUCGAGAUUCCCGACGAGUACCGAGUGUUUCUGCCUUUCAACCGCUUUCCGCCUGAGAUCCGCCAGCAGAUAUGGCAUGAAUCCGUUUCGACGCCGGGGAUGCAUUUUGUGAAGCUGGAGAGCCGGGGCCGCCACUGGAGAUGGAUAUCGCUAAACAGGCUGGCGCAGUUGAUCACGCAGCAGCAGAAUCCCGAAAAGGACGACGACUACGACGAGAUAGCACACGAGGUCAAGAAUGAAGUGACUCCCAAACGCCUGUGGGACACUCGCCUCGUGCCCGUGUCGCCAAACCAGAAAUCCGACAUCUCCAGCUACCAUGACCUCAACAAGCAGAUGGCAGCCCUCACCACCGUCUGCCACGAGUCAAAGGCCGUAGCCGACAGCUUGAUGGCCAAGCAAGGCGCCCUGAAGCUGAGCAACGGUAAGCUGGUUGCCUUGGGGGGGUCGUCUGACAUUGUCUUUCUCGAAUAUUUCCCUCCCGAGCUCUUUGAAAGCGGCUGCGGCUACGACAUCGAUCCCAACUGCCCCAGCCUGGACAACAUACGGCGGGUGGCGGUGCGUUAUUGCCAUCAGUGGCAGGAAAAGCCGCUGCCGACGGUCUGCUCGCUUUGUGGGCUGGUCCACGAUACGACUGGCGGCGUCAUCUAUCCGAUUCACUUGUACCAUUUCCUGGCGAGACAUUUGCCCAACGUGGAGGAGUUUUACUUUGUCGACUAUUUCCUUUUGCGCAAAUCAGCACAGUCAGGCGCCAGUCCCGGCAAGUUGCCUACGCGCAAGUAUAAGUGCGGCAACCGAACGUUUUACGAGGCGAAUGACGAGCACUGGAACGUAAAGCCGCAGGUCACCAAGAUGCAGACGUGGCUACAGGACAGAUUCAUCCGUUAUGCCAAGGCAAGCCAAUUGAGCCGCCACAAGAACCCGGAAAAGGUGCGGUUCGGCGUUUUGGCCUGCGAGUGGGAUAUCGUCCCUCCGCUGUCACUCAAGGCGCAGCCCAUGCCUCCAGUUCCAAAGGGCCGUAACAAGCGUAUGCUUUACGAAGAGCAAGCGCUACGUCGAAAUCGCCGGCGAGUCCUGCGCCAGAAGUCGCGGAAUGCGCAGCUGAUGAAGUCGAGUACAUUUACGGCCAAUGUGCCGUUUGUAUUCGGCAAUCCAAACAACUCGGUUGACUUUACCUUUUCACUUGACUGGAGGCAGACGUAA